Phytophthora sojae is the source of this 153-nucleotide messenger RNA. RefSeq lists its product as hypothetical. The annotation marks the transcript as partial. The transcript has a single exon. Lineage: Eukaryota; Oomycota; Peronosporomycetes; Peronosporales; Peronosporaceae. Gene Ontology annotation, molecular function: DNA binding. The record is from RefSeq and is a predicted model, not a curated record. Gene Ontology annotation, biological process: regulation of DNA-templated transcription.
GCUGCAGUGGAACGAUUGAUUGACCGCGCCGUGGAGAACGGAUUUCCGCUGGAGCAUGUGGAGCAGCUGUGCAAGAUCGCGCACGCGUACGAUGUGUGGCGCCUCGAGUUGCGUGCUGACCCACCGGCAAACGUGCCGCCCCUGGAAGUGCGU